Molecule: messenger RNA, 1782 nt
Organism: Colletotrichum karsti
Lineage: Eukaryota; Fungi; Ascomycota; Sordariomycetes; Glomerellales; Glomerellaceae
Product: major facilitator superfamily transporter
Exons: 3
Coding region: 1-1782 (593 amino acids)
Biological process (GO): transmembrane transport
Molecular function (GO): transmembrane transporter activity
Source: RefSeq, a predicted model, not a curated record
AUGGAUUCUCCGGGCAUAGCAAAGCCCGUCCCGGCUCAUGACCCGAGGCUGUCGACUAUCUCAACUGGGUCGAGCCUUUUUGAACCCUCCUGGGCUCGCAAUGCAUCUCAAAAGGAACAGAGCCAGUUUGAUUUCAGCAGCCGCAACAGCUCAACUGUCGAGAUCAACAAGCUGAGUCGUAUCGAAACUUGCCCUCCGUCCUACGAAUCAUACGAAAUGCAAGCGCAAGCUCAAGCAAAAGAAGGCGCUCUCUACCGAGAUGGCCACCUCGUUCUUCAGCCCGCCCCGACUAAGGACCCACGAGAUCCCCUCAACCUGCCUCUAUCACGGAAACUCCUAGGAUGCUUCUGUCUUUGCUUCUUCGGCGCGCUGGCCGCAGCCGCUGAGUUGAUCUUGGGAGCUAUGUUGCCCGUCUUCGCCCUCGAGUACACCGGUCUUGACCCCAAAAUCCUCAAAGACUUGACGAAGAGCGGUGGUCUCCCGGCCGGAACGGAUCCUUUGGUUAUCCUGUCAAGCUUCCCAGGAGCGCCGCCAAUCUUGCACGUCUACCUGCUCGCUUCCCUUCCGGUUUUGAUCAUCGGAUUGUCCAACCUCGUUCUGGUUCCCAUGGCUAUCUCCGUCGGCCGUCGCCCAGUUGUUCUGGCCACCGGCGUUCUGGCUGUCCUCGGAGCCGUGUGGGCCGGAAACAGUCGAUCUCUGCCGUCCCACUUGCUCGCUCGCUGCGUCCAAGCCGUCGGUGCUGGAACUGUUGAGAGCUUGAUCCCGUUCAUCAUCCAAGACAUCGUCUAUGUGCACCAGCGCAACUUGUGGAUUUCAGCAAUCUUCGCUGCCCAAGGUCUCAUCAUCAUUAUCUUGGGUAUUGCAGCGCCAUACAUCAUCAUCGACCUGAGUUGGCGCUGGAUGUACUUCAUCACGGCCAUUGGGGCGUCCAUCUUCCUCGUGGGCGUGUAUCUUUUCAUGCCGGAAACUCGGUGGGAACGAUCUCGCGCAGAGAUGAAUGGUGUUCCUCGCAAUGAGAUGGAUUAUGAGAAAGCCCCGAGAACCUUCCGCUACAACAUUGCCCUCAUCCACGGCAAGAUGGAGUGGCGCAAGGGCUGGAAUGCCUUUGUUGACACCCUUCGCACCUUUUUCUACCCGCAAAUCUUCUUCAUCACUAUGCUCAACAGUGUGAUGAUUGCAUGCGCGUUCGCUGCCGGUUACACCAUUGCACCCGCACUGCUGACCGCCCCUUGGUCUUGGGACUUCAUGAAUCUUGGCCUUUGCCUUCUGCCGGUUCUUUUGGCGGCCAUUGCUGUUGUCUUCGUCACUGGAAGUGCUGCCGACUGGAUGGCCAACCGCAUUGCCAAGAAGCGCGGUGUUCGUGUGCCCGAGAACCAGCUCGUCAACCUGAUCAUCCCGACUCUGGCAGGUCUCAUUGGAUCAAUCAUCUUCGGCCUGGCUGGUUCCAAUCCAGCGAACUAUUCAUACUACACUUUCCUCGCUGGUCUCGGUCUGAUGGCGUUCGGCUUUUUGGGAGCCAACUCCAUUGGCGCGGUCUACGUGUUGGAGUGUUACCCUCAUCUUGCGGGCCCGGCUCUGGUGAACAUUGCCUCAUUCAGAGCCCUGUUGGCUUUCAUUCUCUCAUUCAAGAUUUCUGACUGGGUUGUUGAAUUGGGCUACCUCGGCGCCAUGAUGAUCUACACUGGGCUCAUCGGUGCGUUUGCCAUUUCACUUCCUAUCGUUUACCACUACGGUCCAGCUUGGAGGAGGAGAUGGCCCGCGGAGCAUUUCGGUGACAAAUGA